AUGGGUCAAAGUAAAAAUAAAACUAUUCUACAUGCGGAUAUAAAUGAUUUGAGAAAUAAGAGAUCAAGGAAAAAUGGUGGUAGGAAAUAUAAGAAACAACGUACUUUGUUAGAAUUCGAUAUACCUACAGCUCCAUCGUUACGUAUCAAGAGUGCCAAGAAAUGUGAGCUUGUAUUGAGUAGGAGUCAAAGUGAUACUAUAGAGUUGGAUACUACUAGUAGUUUAGAUCCAAUCAUUAUUGACGAUAAUUUCCAAGAAACUGUAGAUCAAGUUGAAAGGGUAAAUAAUGAACAACGAGAAGAUGUAGAGAUAAUAGUGGAGGAAGAGGUUGUGCAUGAGGAGAUUGUGCAUAAAGAGAUUGUGGAUGAACAGGAAUUGAUAGAAUUGUGUAACGAAACAGUAGAGUUAUCUAAUGAAACAAUAGAAUUAGAAGCUAGUACUUUAAGCCACCCAGCGAUCACAUGCCCUAUUUGCAAUAAAGAUAUAUCAGAGUUACAAAUUUUUGAAAGAGAAACUCAUGCAGAAUUAUGUCUUGAAGAAAUCACCCAGAUCAAAUUGAAACCCAAAUCACAGCCCAAGUUGCAGUCCAAGUUGCAGCCCAAGUUGCAGCCCAAGUUGCAGCCCAAGUUGCAGCCCAAAUCACAAACUAAUAUAUCAAACAAAUCUAUAAAACCUAUACCCAAAACACGCAUUGCAAAACCACGUCAACCUUUACCAGCAAUCAAAAUAUUAACGUUUACCAAAGAAAUGUCUAAUUAUCAAAUUGUUGUUGACGGAUUUAAUUAUUCAAUCAAUUCUAAUAUCAAGCAAUAUUUUCUUUCACAUUUUCAUUCAGAUCAUUAUAUAGGAAUGAAAAAAUCAUGGCGGAAUGGAGUUGUAUAUUGUUCACAAAUUACAGCCAAUUUACUUCGAAAUAAAUUUAAUAUACCUAUAACAAAUUAUGAUUAUGAUGAAAUGGAACGUAGUGAAGAAGAAGCUAAGGAGGAUGUUAUGGAAAUUGUAGAAUUACCGAUGAAUAGACCAUAUUGGAUCAAUAAGAACAUAUCUGUAAUAUUAAUAGAUGCAAACCAUUGCCCCGGAGCUGUUAUAUUCUUGUUUCAACAGUAUAGUGAUGAUCUUACAAGAAUCGAAUACCAAAUCUUACAUACUGGAGAUUUCCGAUAUUCAAAUGAGAUGGAAUUGAAUAUUUUAAAAUAUUUACCAGAUUAUAAUAAAAAGAUUGAUGAGAUAUAUUUGGAUACCACUUACAUAUCACCGAUGUACAAUUUCCCCUUACAACAAAACGUAUUACAAGUGACAAGCCAAUUCAUUUCUCUAUAUAGGGACCAAAACAAAAGGGAAAUGUUUAAUGAUAAACAAAUGAAAUUAUCGAUGGUAGUGAAUGAUUUUCAAUUUAACAAGAUUUUUUUAAUUGGAUCAUAUAGUAUCGGUAAAGAACGAUUAUCUAUUGCCAUUGCACAACGAUUACAAACCAAGAUAUAUACAUCAGAUAAAAGGAAAUUCGAAGUAAUGCAAAUGACAGAGAUUUUCCCCGCUGGGUUAUUGAGUGAGGAUCUUGAAGAAUGCCAAGUUCAUAUUGUAUCGAUGAAUACCCUACGAGAUUCCACUAGUGUUGAUCAAUAUGUAAAAGAGAUUAAUCUUCGAUCGGAUAAAAAAUUGAUAGCUAAUGAAGUUGUGGGGAUCAUCCCGACUGGAUGGACUUUCCAUAAUCGAUGGGCUCCAGAAAGAACAUUUAACAAUAUCAAUGAACGUAUUGAAUAUUGUCGAGAUGUACUAACACAAGAUGAGAUGGAUGGAUUUAGUAUUGAUUCAUUGUAUAAACAAUACAAAAGUAUGAAAAAAUAUCAAAUCUUUAAAGUUCCGUAUAGUGAGCAUAGUAGUUUUAAAGAUUUGAUGAAGGCUUGUGUGGGACUUGACUGGGGGGUUAUUAAACCUACCGUUAAUUUGGAUAAAAUUGAAGAAAUGAAUCGAUGGUUUGAAACGGCAAGAACAAUAGGAUUCGGGGAAGAAAGCGAGGAAAGAAAAUAUUGA
Messenger RNA from Henningerozyma blattae CBS 6284, 2031 nucleotides. It is a transcript of the gene PSO2, whose product is annotated as DNA cross-link repair protein PSO2. Bases 1 to 2031 code for a protein of 676 amino acids. The transcript has a single exon. Gene Ontology annotation, biological process: protection from non-homologous end joining at telomere; interstrand cross-link repair; double-strand break repair via nonhomologous end joining. The record is from RefSeq and is a predicted model, not a curated record. Gene Ontology annotation, molecular function: 5'-3' DNA exonuclease activity; damaged DNA binding. Lineage: Eukaryota; Fungi; Ascomycota; Saccharomycetes; Saccharomycetales; Saccharomycetaceae.